Messenger RNA from Symbiodinium pilosum, 17770 nucleotides. The record is from the annotation of a GenBank genome assembly. NCBI's taxonomy places the organism in Eukaryota, Dinophyceae, Suessiales, Symbiodiniaceae.
GUCUGAUUCCCUGCCGACAACUUUCGUGAACGAUGCUGGUCUUAUUGAGGAUCUUCGGCUCUUCGAUCCCGAUUUCUUCGGCAUCUCCCAGGAAGAGGCGCAGAUGCUGGACCCGCAGCAAGCGCUUCUGUUAGAAGGAGCAUACCAUGCCAUCAGCCAGGCACCCGACCUAGGCAAAGAUGUGGGAGUUUGGGUUGGUUGCAGUGCCAGCGAGAACCUGGAUUUGGCAGCCAGGGAGUUGCAAAGGCACAAGCCGUCUUUAUCAGGACUCUUUGCGGUUGGGAACAACCGCAGUGCAGCUGCAAGCCGGCUGUCAUACGUCUUCGAUCUGCAGGGGCCAGCCAUGUCAAUUGACACUGCCUGCAGUUCAUCACUCGUAGCCAUAGAUGUCGCCAUUGCAAUGUUACGCUGUGGCGAUCUUGGCUCGGGCAUCGUUGCAGGUGUGAACAGUAUUUGCUCGCCAGUACUCAUGCAGAGGUAUGUUGACAUGGGUAUGCUUUCCAAAUCCGGCUGCUGCCGAACCUUUGACGAGGCAGCGGACGGAAUGGUUCGCAGUGAAGGUUGCGGAACACUCGUUUUGAAAGUCAACGCAUCUGGCUUGGCCAAGGCUCUCGGGUCAGCCACCAACCAAAACGGGGGCCGAAAUAUUGGCAGUUCGAUGAUGCGCGAUCCAGAACGCAGCAAACGUAUCAUGUGGCCAAAUGGCAAAGCUCAGCAGAUUCUGAUUGAGGCAGGACGGAGGCGUGCCGGAAUUGCCGCACAUGAAGUCUGCCACAUGGAAGCCCACGGCACUGGAACAAAGUUGGGCGAUCCAACAGAGGCUGCCGCAAUUUCUGCAGUUGCAAGCUGUCGCACAUUUGUCAGUGCAGGGAAGUCGAUCCUUGGACACCAUGAGGGUGCUGCAGGCAUGAUGAGCUUGCUGAAGGUGAUAACCUCCUUCAAGCGUGCCUGUGUGCCAUCCAAUCCGCACCUGCGCUUCUCCGGCACCAAUGCGCAUAUGCUGGUCAGAGUUGAUUCGAUCUCGGAAGUCAAGGUGAACGCACCCUUCAUUCUGCCUGUCGCAGCAGCGAGUAGCAACUCACUUCUGAAGCACACCUCGCAGCUGAUCCAUUGCUGUCAGGCAGCCUGGCGCCCAGCUCCGCUGGAGCGUGUCGAAGCCAUUUGCACCUCCUCCGCCAUGCAGGCUGGAAGCUUCCCAGGCUGUGUUCCCAGCCAGAGGGUGCUACGAAUCGCUCUGGUGGGCAACACGCCUGAAGAUCUCGAAGCUGACUUGCACCAGCCACAUGAGCUACGCUCUCACGCAGUUUCGGUGGGUGCCGAGUUCAGCUUUCCAGAGCUGAAGCCAUUGAGUGGAUUGGCAAAGGAGCUCUACGAGCGCAAUCAUGUUUUCAGAAGUAUCCUGAAUUCGUGCUCGCAGAAGCUGGAGGCGAGCCUCGGAGGUUUGUCUCUUCGGGACCUACUGUAUGGCAGCAAGUCAUACGAGCUGUCGGGACAUCCUUUGAGCGCGCAAGCUGCUGCUGGAGUCGUGCAGUUUUCCUUGGCCGGGCUCUGGAUGAGCUGGGGCAUCAAGCCAGUGAGGCUCAGUGGACAGGGCCAAGGUGCAUUGGUAGCCCAGGCAUUGCAGGGCGUCUACAGUAUCGAGGAUCUGUGCAGUGCCUCAAGACUGCAGAAGCUGUUGAAACCAGACCCGCCCAACAAGUACGAGACGGGCCAUCCAAGUCAGCAAGAUAUUUGCUUGAUACACAUGGGUGCAAGGAGUCAAGAUGGGAUUGACCAUGGACUGCCCUGCUUGAGCAGGGGUGGUGGCUUGAAGACACUGGCACGGGCUGUGGCUAGAUGGUUUGAGCAAGGUGGGCACGUUCACUGGGACCGGUAUGCUGAUAGCUUCGGGCGCUGUCCACAACCGGUGUCCCUGCCUCCCUAUCCCUUUGAGCGAAUGCAUGUGGCAUCUCUGGUGGCAGAUGAUGCCCGAGAUGCGCGUCAAGCAUCCCAAGUUCCAAAAGCAGACAGCAGUGACAGCGUCAGGCACAAUCCACAACCUCCAUCUCCGCAACCUGCCCUGCACCAUGUAUUGGCAGUAAUUUCAGAAGUGGUGAGUCGAGAUCUGGCUGAGCUGGAUCCCAAGCACACGGCCGUUGAGAACGGUGCUGACUCCGUCAAUAUUCCUGAGAUACAGAGAAGGUUCCAGCAACAGGGCGUGAAGGUCACUCUAGAGCAGUUGUAUUCUGUGCCUUUGAAAGACCUUUUCCAAGCAGGGCCUUCUGCGUGUAUUCCGUGCCACCCAGAGGACCAGCACAAGCCAUUUCCUUUGACGCCAAUACAAGAGGCUUAUGCUUGGGGGCGCGAGGUGAGCGGAGUGUCAGCUCAUGGCUACCUCGAAGUCGAUGCGCCCGCUAGCAACUUCGACUUGGACAACUUCAACGCUGCUUUCCUCCGUCUGAUCCGGCAUCAUCCCAUGUUGCGAGUGCGCGUGCUUCCGCUGGAUGCUCAGAUUGAUGGCUUCCAACAGCUGGUUCUGAGUGCCCCCGAGAAGUAUGAGUGUGAAGUAAUUGACCUGAGGGACAUAGGCACUGAGGAGGAAUGGGCAACCAAAGAGUUGGAGCUGCGACAGCAGUUCUCACACGAGGUGAUUGACCUUCAUACCUGGCCGUUGUUUCGAAUACGCGUUUCCCGACGCCGUGAUUUCAACGGAGGCAGUGACUGGUGGAGGUUGCAUUUUUCCUUCGACUCAAUGUUACUGGACAUGUACAGCUUAAGAAGAUUGUUUGCCGAGUGGUAUGAAGUCUACACAGCCCCUGGCGCUUGCAAGCCCGACUUGUCCUUGACUUUCCGAGACUGGGUGCUGUGGUCGGAAGAUCAAAAGGCAGGCACGGAUUACAAGCUAGCAAAAGCAUACUGGGAAGGGCGGUAUGACACAUUGCCGGGAGCCCCGCCAUUGAGGCUUCUGCAAAACCCCAGUGAUCUGAAGCACUACCGCUUCGAGAGGUGCAUGAAGCGAGUUGCAGCUUCGACAUGGGCAGCUUUGGGCACAGCUGCAAAGCAAGCAGGCCUUACAAGCACAUGUGUCCUCCUUACGCUUUUCGCGAAGGUCCUUGGACUUUUCUCUGAAUCACCAGACUCACCAGACUUUCUUGUGAACCUUACCCUCUUUAACAGGGACACCAUGCUGCACGAGGAGAUAAACAGCAUCAUCGGAGACUUCACAUCCGUCAUUCUCCUAGCCGUAGGCACGGCCCGCUUUGGACAGGAGCCCUUUCAGACUUCGGCUCGAGGCGUUCUGGAGCAACUUCGGAGGGACUUGCGCCACAGCCAGUACAACGGCGUCAACGUCCAAAGAGAGCUCAUGCGUCGCAACGGUGGUGAGGUUGUUGCGCCAGUGGUGUUCACGAGCUUGCUUUCAAUUCCCUUGGCAGAUUCAGAUGGCGUUGAGUCAGUCGGCCAGCGCUUUGGCAGUACUGUGUUCAGCAUCACGCAGACGCCGCAGGUGUGGCUUGAUUGCAAGGUCUUUGAGGCAAAAGACAACGAGCUGGUUGUGGAAUGGGACUAUGCUGGUAAUCUGCUUGACAGGACGCUGGUGGAGGCCAUGCACGAGAGCUUUUGCUGGUUGGUGGACAGAGUGGCUGAGCCUGCAUUCGACUGGCAGAACAAGCCGCUGCCAGACACCCUUGCAGAAUCUGGCCUCACAGCCUGGAGAUCAUUCAACCAGACUGGGCAGUUUUGGACAAGGGACCAGUGCCCAAGCACGCUGGCUCAGUUGCUGCGACGAAAGUUGCAGCGCUCCAGCUCGGAAGUUGCUGUGGUAUACACAGAGGAAGACGUGACCAUUUCCUGGACCAUCCAGGAGCUGCGCAGCCGUGUGCUCAGCCUGGCAGAGCACAUCCGUGGCCUUGGCAUUGGACGAAAUGAUCUAGUGGCUGUCCACAUGCCUCGGUCAGUCGGUCUGGUGGUCGCGAUUUAUGGCAUCAUUGAGGCCUGUGCAGCCUACCUGCCCUUGGAUUGUGACCAGCCGCAGCUCCGCAAAGAAGACAUGCUGAUGGCCAGCAGCAGCAGGCUUUUGAUACGGGGUCAUCAGACAGUGCUGCACUUCGAUGGGCCCACAAUUGUACUGGACCCCAUGAAUCCCAGCGUGGAUGCAAUGGUGACCGUCUGCAGUGAGGACGCAAUUUGUCCUGGGCCCACGGACCUCGCGUAUGUCAUAUACACAUCCGGGUCAACUGGGCGCCCGAAAGGUGUGGCCCUGCAACAUAGAGCAGUCAUGAACCGUUUGGCGUGGAUGGAUGAGACUUACAGACUGUCAGAGCAGGAUAUUGUCAUGCAGAAGACGCCAUGCACUUUCGAUGUUUCGGUCUGGGAGUUCUUUUGGCCACUGUUUGGAGGGGCAUCGCUUCUUGUGGUGCGGCCUGAUGGACAUGCUGAUCCUCACUAUCUGUGGAAACAGAUCAAAUUGCACAGAGUCACAGUUAUGCAUUUCGUGCCAUCCAUGCUGAGGCCUUUCGUCCUACAGAAGCAUGAUCCCACAGACCUGUCAUCCCUCAGGCACAUCUUCUGCAGUGGGGAGGCUUUGCCACAUGACCUGGUGCAAAAAGCCUAUGCUAUCCUGCCAGCAGGAACACAGAUCCACAACCUCUACGGCCCGACUGAGGCUGCCAUUGAUGUGACGUUCUGGCCGUGUCCGCGUGAUGUCUGCCCCACCUCCAUUGGUCGGCCAAUCGCAAACAUGCAGGUCUUCCUUCUCAAGGAUGGCCAUUUGUGUCCUCCAGGUGUUCCUGGCGAGUUGCACUUAUCAGGUAUCGGCCUGGCUCAGGGAUACCGACACAACCAGGAACUCUCCGACAAGGCCUUCAUCACAAAAAUUCCUCAGAUUCUUCGGGAGAUGGGCGUCAAGCGUAUGUACAGGACGGGUGAUGUUGGCCGGCUUCGGUGCAACGGGACCAUUGAAUAUCUCGGUCGCUUGGAUCGCCAGGUGAAAAUCAACGGGCAGCGCGUGGAGCUUGGCGAAAUUGAGAGUGUGGGGUCCCAGUGCCGUUUUGUGCAGCCAUCUUCCCUCGUAAUCGAAGCUCAAAACGGCUCAGGGCAGAAAGCAAACCGCAUUGCCAAAAGCCUCAAGGAGAAGUCGAUUCCACGCGGUUUUUCUGCGGAUCACUACCUGAAACUGACGGCCAGAUCUGGCUGCGACAUGCACUUCAAGAGGAGGACCUCGCGGACAUUCGGCCGCGCUGGCUCCGAGUUGCCCGGGCAGCUGCUUUCCAUGCUUUCAGAUGCUCAGCCUUCGAUGCACUUCCGCGUUGUGCCCGCAGAUCUUCAUGGGCAUGGCCACAGACUAUCUGUCGGCCAAGUCGACAUGGAGGCAAUCUUGGCCCCAUUGCGGAGACUCGUCGAUGAAGACAACGUUGGAAAGUAUCUAUUCCCAUCAGCCGGCAACACUUACUGUGUGCAGACCUUUGUCGCAGCAAACGGUCACGAGCAUCUGUACCAGCCGGACGGACACCAACUGCUUCUUGCAAGCCCAACCUCCUGCAGUUCCGGCAACAUACUGCGCAGCUCUGGGGUCAAGCUUUGCUGGAAGCAUGACCUGCUUUGCGAGCUGUACCCGGAGGAGCUCUACCCUGGGGCUGCCCAGCGAUUUGCUGAAAUUGAAGCAGGUUGCAUGAUGGCUCUCGUGCAAGGGGCAGCAAAAUGUCAGGGAAUGGAUGUCGAGGCCAUCGUCCACGAGGAGCACGAUCAGAUCGCCUCUCUCCACUUCGUGUCAAACGAAACACCUGCCACCACUGCUGCGGCUAGUUCAGAUCUCCACCUGUACCUGUAUCUUCUGAAGUCAGUGAGUGGGAUGGCUGCUGGACUGUACGAAUGGAUAGGCGGCCGCCUGCAGGUUGUCGACUGGGCCUCGAACGAGGUGAUCUGGAAAUUGCAACAGCCAGAUGCUGCGUCCAUUAUGUACACGGCAACCUUCUUGCUGCUCUGCUUUGGUGCCAAGACCCGAGCAUCCCAUCUGCAGGCUGGGUUGAUGCUUCAGCACCUCACCUUGUCGGCAGUUGACUCUCUCGCAUUGUGCCCUUUGGGCCGCGUGGCCUUGCCGCACGACUUCCCAGCACCAACAGCUUGCGAGCUGAUUGUGGCAUUGGCAGGAGGUGCAUUGUCCGGUUCAUCUGCGGAGCCACGGCGUUGGGGAGACCUUCUUAAGGACCACUUCCUCGAGCACCUGCCGGUCCACAUGGUGCCGCGCGACAUUGUCUUCAUUCCAAAGAUGCCGCUGACUGCUUCGGGAAAGCGCGAUGCCAAGCAACUGCCAGAACUGACUCGGGAGGCUCCCUGUGAAGAGGCUGACUUGACUGCAGAUGAGCAGAGGCUGGCCGACGUGUGGUUUGACCUCCUUGGGACUCGACCAUCGAGACGGAGCAGCUUCUUCCAACUUGGCGGUGACUCGCGAAAAGCCCGCCAGCUCCGCCACAAGUUGCAGGAGAAGUUCGGAGUGCGGUUAUCUAUUCCCGAUUUGUACAAGGCGAGCUCUCUUGAAGAAAUGAUGCAGGCCAUUCGGACCAACUCUGCGGAAGCACGAAUACCAGCCUCGAUGCCACGCAAAUGCAAGGCAACUUUCGGCCAGCUCGGAAUGUACCAAGCUGUCCGCUUCAUGCCCGAGCACUGUCAGGCAUACCACAUCUACGUUGAGUUGCCUCUGUGUGGUGACUUGAAUUCUCUGCGCCUACAAGAGGCUUUGGCAAAGGUUGAGGGUUGCCAUCCCAUGCUAUCCACCAUCUUCAAAGAAUCCGAGACUUCUGAGCUUCUCAUGGUCCCCUGCCAACAUCGUCUCCACUUGACUCACGUUGACUUGCGAGCAUCCAGCGAAGCCGAAUGCCAGCAGAUCUCCAUAGAGGAAGUCACCCAGCGUCUUAUCCAGAAACCUUUUGAUCUCGCACACGGACCGCUGUGGCGAGCGAGCCUCAUUCAGCGCACGGAUCGUGAGCGUGUUCUUGCCUUGGUCUUUCAUCAUAUCAUCGCAGAUGGGGAGUCCAUCGAUCUGAUAGUCAAUGACCUGGCAUUGGCAUACAACGGUGGACAGCUGACGCCUCCUGCAAGCACCUUUGCCCAAUUUGCGGCAAAUCAUGAGGCCACCUUGGAGAAGGCCACGGAGAAGCUUGCAUUUUGGCAUCGUGAGCUCGUCGGGUUGCAGAGGACGGAAAUCCCCGCUGAUGCCGAUCGUAGCAAAUGCCAUGGUCGCUCCGGUGGUCGUGUCAGUCGAGAUAUAUUGCAGACCGAAGUCAGCAAGAUCAGCUCUAGCCGCCAAAAUCCAGCGGCAAUAUUGCGGAGCGCGUGGUGUUGGCUUUUGCAUCGCGCAUGCCAGCAGGAGGACAUUGUCACAGCAAUAGCUGCGAGUCAUCGAUACGAUGGCUGUGAAGACAAUGAUCGUGUUGUUGGCUUGUUUGUGAACAUGCUUCCAAUGCGGUCCAGAUACAACAGUCAGAUGAGCUACGAUCGCUUCAUCAGCAGCGUUGAAGACUUUCGAUCAGCAUCCUUUCAGAACCAACUCCCCUUUACGUACCUGUUAGAGAAGCUAGAUCCUGGUACAGUGUGCAGGGAUUCACAAGGCCGCCAACCGCUGUCGCAGACGCUGCUGAUUCUGCUCGAACUUGGUUCAAGCACCGACGAGCUCCACUUCGAUGGUUUGGAAAGCAUUCCGCGUCUGGUGGCGCGCGGUGUGGACACUAGCUACACGAGUGUGGAAAGCCUUGCAAAGUAUGAUCUCACGUUGCGGGUUGACAUGCUUCCUACCCAUUGGCGCCUUAGCUUUGAUUUUGCUUCCCUGCUGAAUCGCGACAGAGUCGAGAAGUUGGCUGAUGAGUUUCUUGAGCUGGUGCACAUCCUGACGAAGGUUUUCAAGGCGAGGUGUGGGGAGUGGCACGGCUUCUCAGAUGAACAGGAUGGACAGGAGGCCAUUGCGAACGCCACAGAGACCUGCAUGGUCUCCGAGUCUGUGAAGGUGUGCGACCCUCCUUCGCAGGCACUGCGACAGGAAUGCCUCUCUGAUUGGCUUCUGGCAUCCCUGGGGUUUGCAGGGCAGACUGAGACCAUGGUGGCGCUAUAUGUGGAACGUGUGCCGUUUGUCCCGCUGGAUGUGUUGGCGACGCCGCCGGAGCGAGCCAGAACAAUACUGGAGGACUCCGGGGCUCGAGUUCUCCUGACGAGCUCAGGAGAGAUGCCAGAGUGGUGUAGGGCAAUGUUGGGACUGCAAAUUCUCUCAGUUGAUGCCUUCUGCAGUGCAGACUCCUCAGCUGGCGCAACGGUACCCAGCAUGUGUAAUGAUGACACGCGCUUGGCCUAUUUGAUGUACACAUCGGGAUCCACUGGUGUCGAGAUUUGCCGUAGCAGCCUGCUCAGCUUCCUGAAGACGGCUCUUGAUUUUCCAGAGUGGGCAUGCAUCCAGAAACUGGCACGACGUGGUGGUGACAUCAUGUUGCAGGAGAUUGAGAUGGCUGACGCUUCCGUUGUUCAGCUGACACCAAGUGGCUGGCAGUUGCUGCCAUCAGGCAUGUACGGUCGCCUUCGGCGAAGCGAUUUCCUUGCUCUCUGUGGUGGCGAGGCAAUGCCCAUGAAGCUGGCGGAACGCUUCAGCGGUGGCAAAGUUCUCAACCUGUACGGGCCAACCGAGACCACUAUUUGGGCUACCGUAUCCCGGCUUCAUGAAGCGACCGGUCCGGAAGUUGAGAGGAACAUUGGCAGUCCCAUGGCCCAUGUGAAUGCGAUUGUGACGACCGUUGAUCAUCCGGAUGGAUCCGCUGUUGCAGACAGCGUUGGCGAACUGCACUUAGGCGGCCCAGCUGUGGCCAGGGGCUACCGCAAUCUGCCAGAGAUUACCUCUCAGAAGUUCUGGCGCUGCACGCAGCCUGGCCAAGAAGGGCUGAGGAUGUAUGCCACUGGGGAUCUCGUGAAAAAGUCGAAGGAUGAGAGAGACUUCAUCUUCAUUGGCCGCAGGGACUCCCAAGUCAAGCUUUCGGGCCACCGCGUGGAGCUCGGAGAGGUUGAAGCAUGCCUGGAAAGCCACCCAUGUGUGGUACAAUGCGUGGUCGUAUUGCAUGAGGAAAUUUCGCUGGUCGCAUUUCUGGUUCCAAGGGAUCAUGCGAACCAGAGUGGCAGCUUGGAAGCCGAACUGCGCAUGUUCGCAUGCCAGAGGCUGGAAGGCCACAAGAUUCCCUCAAAGUUUGUUUUCCAGGAAGCUCUUCCUCUAACCGCGAGUGGCAAAGUCGACCGAAAGCAACUGCAGUCCGGUCUCAGCAAGGCGCCAGAGGGAGAAACAGGCCAUGCAACAUCCGUGGAUGGCAUUGCAGAAGAUGUCCGAGCUGUUCUGGCUUCUGUCUUGGAGGAAGAAAUAGAUGUGGAUACAGACUUCAUCAAGCAUGGCCUCGUUUCUCGUCUCAUCAUGCAGGCACAUGCUCGCCUUCAGCAGCGCUUCCCUGAACUAAAAGUCAGCGAUUUCUUCGACUACAGGACUUGCGCACAGCUUGCUAGCGAGCUUGCACGGCGUGAGCCUCCUCAACCGGGUCCUCUUCCAGGUGGUCUCCAUUGCCUGCAGACGCCUUCACCAACGCAGAGAGGCUGUGUUACUGGUUUGGCCGUGCGAGCUGGGAUGUCCCCAGACUUGGCAACAUUCUGGCAGAAUCUGACUGACGGCAAGGAUUGCAUCACAGAGUUCACACCGGAACAGUUGCGUGCCAUGGGUGUUCCAGAGGACGAGUACAGUCUGACGAACUAUGUUAGCUGCAAAGGCGUGAUUGAGGACUUCGCUUGCUUUGAUUUUGGUUACUUUAGGAUGUCGUCGCAAGAUGCCCAAGAGCUCAGCCCAUUGCAUAGAUGCUUCAUGGAAAGCUCUGUGCAUGCUCUUGAAGACGGUGGCGAGGUCCACUUGCGACCCGCUGGACGAACAGCGGUGGUGGCUGGCAUGGGUGACCACGGAUACCUAGCUGGAAGCUUCACAUCCGCUGAGUCCUUGAGGAUUCAGCUUGCCACCAGCAAGGACUUUCUUGCAAACCGCGUGGCUUACGCGCUCAACUUCUCAGGGACACUGCGAGCAGGCUUUGGCCGGGGCGGUAUCCUUGUCUCCACUGACUCCGGGGUACGUUGCCGGCGAUGGCUUGCAGUUUUCUCCGCUUGGAGGCAGAAGCCGCUGCCGCGCGUUCUCGCGCGACGCGGUCAAGGAGUGGGUGCAGUGCUGCUGACACAGCAUGACCCCGCCGGCUUGGCACGCUCUACUCUUGAAGGAGCUGCUGUAAAUAAUGAUGGCAAUACCAAAGGCGUUUUUCAACAUCCCUGCCGGAAAGCGCAGACAUCUCUUGUUGUCGAUGCUCUCCGCAAGGCUAAUUGCGAUCCAACAUACAUAGCUAUGGUUGAGUGCCAUGGCACGGGGACGAGGCUUGGAGAUCCUAUUGAGGUUGAAGCUCUAUCCACCGCCUUCCGCACUUGUGGUUUGAAGGUGCUUGGAAGGUGCGCAAUUGGUUCUGUGAAGAGCAACAUUGGCCACACUGGUGCAGCAUCCGGCAUAAUGGGACUUGCGAAAGCAUGCAUGUCUAUGGCUGAGAAGAAGAUUCCAAAAACCUUGCACUGCCAACAUCUGAACCCCAACAUUGAUUUCAGCAGCUCUCCCUUCAUAGUGGCGCAGGCAGCCCGUCCACUCGAAGGCAAUCCCGAAGAGCUACGUGCAGGCGUCAGUUCAUUCGGUUUGGGUGGUACCAACGCCCAUGUGGUGAUCAAGCGAGCAGCAAUCUCUCCAGCAACCAAGCCUAGGCCUUUGACUCGAUUCAAGCGCAGUGUCUUCCGGCAUCCCAAUGCCAACCAGGAUAUGAUCCAGCCUGGUCAUGGUUAUCCUGCAACAUCCUCCCAUCAUCCAGUUUUGGGAAACAUGCUCUGGCUAAACGGAAGCAAGCUUCACAAAUGCCGGCUUUCCAGAGAUGACAGCAGAGUGUCAUUUGUUUGGGACCAUGCGGUUCAUGGAGCCGCUGUGCUCCCUGCGGCCGCGUAUGUUGAGCUUUUCCUGGAAAUUGGCCAGAGGCAAGGCUUGGAACAUGUUUGCCUGCAAGAUGUUGCCUUUGAACAUCCGCUGAAGCUGGGAGAGUCUGAAUGUUCCUUUCUCCUGCGAAUUGCCGAUCAGAAGGAUGGCUUCAUGGUGCAGGCGACAGCCAUAGAUGAAGCGAUUGUCUAUGCACGUGCCACCGUGAAGGAUGCAGCUGCAGACAGCAUAUCACUCGGCCAUGAGAACGGCCAGCAGGUGGACGUUUCGGCAAUCUACAUGAAUGCCAGCUAUGGUCCAAGCUUCCAAACAGUACUGAACCUCGAGGUCGGCUCACGUACAGCGUUCGCAAGACUUGGUAAUCCGAAUGGGCAGGCUUUCCGCUCUGAUUUUCACGUUGACCCUGCUAUGCUGGACGGAGCAGUUCAGGUCAUGCUGAGCAAGCUGCAGUUGUCCUCCCGCUUAGAUGGAGAAAUAUGGCCUCAAGGCAUCAAGUCAGUCUUCCUGCACUGCACCGCGUCGCAGCCGCUAGACACAGCCUCGGUAAAUGCAGUCUGGGAUGGCGAUGAUGGAUUGCGAGCCUCAUGCAAGAUCUUCAGCGGCGGCGAGCCCAUUCUGGAGCUGCAAGGCUUGACGUUCGCCAAGCACAAAGAAGUUCAGAGUGAUGGGCUGGUGCUUCAGCUAUUAUGGGAACAGAAGGCGCUUCUAGCGGCCGCUUCAGGCUCUUCCUUUGGCAGGGACGCGAAUGCCUUGGCCUUUGUGCGCCAGAACGAACCCAGCUCACAGCUGCUCGCGGAGAUGCAGAAGGCAAUGCCGGAGACCGGCAUCACCACUGUGUAUCCAGGACAGGGUGAAGCCAGCAUCGUACCACAGGAUGAGAAGGCUUACGAGCUACAGUUGGAAAAGUUGAGCAGCCAACAGCCCAUGUUCGUGAUGUACUUGUGGGGCCUGGAUUGCGAUGUUCACCCAGAUGCGAGACUAGCAGAGUCUUGCCUGGGUUUCAUUUUCCUGGUAAAAGCACUGGUCAAACAAAAGCGGCCAGUCAAACGACUGCUUGUGGUUACAGCUGGCGCUGCUAAAGUGACAACCCCAGACCAUGUCACACCAUCACAGUCGACCUUCGUUGGGCUUUGCCGCGCUGUGCAAAUGGAGUGCCCUGAGCUUGGGUUGCUGCAUGUCGAUGUUUCGACAAAAAUGUUUGAGCAGGGCGACAUGAGCAACAUGGCUCGUGCCUUGCUGGAUGAAGCGCAGGGUCAGGGGCAAUCCGAGCUAGGAGUUUCCCUCCGUGAGGCUCGCUAUGCCUGGAGACCUGCCUUGAUGCAACUGCCAAGUCUGGUAAGCCAUGAGAAGAUCGGAGUUUUCGGUGGCAGCUACUUGAUCACGGGUGGGCUAGGUGGCUUGGGACAGGAAAUUGCUGCCUGGCUGUGUGAGCAUGGCGUGUCAAAGCUUGUGUUGACAGGCCGUAGCCUCAAGCCCCUCAUCCAGAAAAUGAGCAACAAGCAAGCUGACAUCAGCAUUUGCAUGGGUGAUGUUUCGCAGAAAAUGCAUGUGAAGAGCAUUUUCCAAAGCCACGGGCAGACCCUGACUGGCAUUGUUCACGCCGCCGGCGUGCUUCGUGAUGGGCGCAUCGUGGAUGUUAUACAAGCGCACUUCGAUGAUGUCAUGAAGCCCAAAGUCUUAGCUGCACAUCUACUUCAUGUUGAGUCGGACCGUCUUCAGUUAAAGGACUUUGUGCUAAUGUCUUCCACUUCAGCGACGAUGGGCUCCUUCGGCCAGGUGCUCUAUGCUGGGGCAAAUAGCUAUUUGGAUGGGCUUGCAGGAUUCCGCCACGACAAGGGCCUAUGUGCUCUGAGUUUGAAUUGGGGUCCAUGGGCCGAGGUUGGAAUGGCUGCUGAGUUGCCGCCCCCCGCAGGAGUGCAUCAAUUGAAGGUUCAGACUGCCUGCGACAUCCUGGGCCAGGACCUCCCGCGUCUUGACAGAGACGAUUUGACAGCCUUCCUGGUGGAGUGCAUUCAGGACCUGUCUGUUAUCGAUGCUGUGGACAUGUCAUUGAGCUUUGUGGAGCUGGGUCUGGAUUCUCUUGGCCUGGCCGAGAUUGCCCGGAAGCUAUCAAGCAAGACACACAGGAGCCUGAGUGUGGCCAAGCUCUUUGAACACUUAACGAUCGAAAAGCUGGUAAGGUAUCUUUUCGAAGACUCUGCUGACAUCACAGGUGACGGUGGACCAUCCUGGCCCCAACCAAGCUUAACAGCCAACUUGCCAGACUCGGAAUGUGCUGUGCGCGGCGUGGCGAUGGAAUACCCUCGUGGAAUUGAGGAUAUGCAGGCGCUUCAGGAUUUCCUUUCAGCAGGUGGGGAUGGGGUCCACGAGGUUCCAGCCGAACGCUGGGAUGUCGAGGCAUACUUUGCAGAUGAAGUGUCCCCUGGCCGCAUGUAUACGCGACACGGAGCCUUUCUGGGACGAGAUCCUUACACCUUCGACGAGGCCUAUUUUGGUCUCAAUCCGAGGGUAGUGAAGGUCAUGGACCCGCAGCAGCGGCUGAGCCUUGAAACAGCUGCACAAGCUAAGCACAACUCGCGUCCUGUCAGUGAUACCCACGACACGGGUGUGUUUAUGGGUGUCAUGACGAGGGACUUUGCAGACGAGCUGUGCAAGUACCAGGCGCCUCACGACAUGUACGCUGGGACCGGCAACUGCUUCAGCGUGUUGGCUGGAAGGAUUGCGGACCGAAUGGACUUUCGAGGUCCGAGCAUGGCGAUCGCCACUGCUUGCUCAUCCUCCUUGGUUGCUGUAGACUUGGCAACUCUGAACAUGUCCAAGAGCCGGUGCACUACUGCCCUUGCGGGGGGCGUGAACCUGAUGCUGGCUCCCGAUGUUUUCAUCAACUGCUGCCAGGCAAAGAUGCUCUCUCGUUUUGGGCGGUGCCUCAGCUUUGACAAAGCCGCUGAUGGAUACGUCCGGGGUGAGGGCUGCGGCAUCCUUUACCUUAUGCGAAGUGGCACGGAAGCAGGCAUUUGCACGGUGCCAGGAUCCGGCGUGAAUCAUGAUGGUGAGAGCAAUGGGCUCACGGUGCCAAAUCCUGCAGCACAAGCGCGUGUAGUGCAGCAGUCUCUGUUGGCCUCAGAUCUCCAGCCAGCAGGUGUGGAUAUUGUGGAGGCACAUGGGACGGGCACUGCGCUGGGUGAUCCCGUGGAGAUUCAAGGUUUGCAGAAGAUCUUCCAGGGGCCGCCAGGGAAGGAAGGAGCCAGCAUUCGUCAAGACGGAAUGUUUGUUUGUGUCCAGGAGUUGCGACACUGUGAACAGAACUCAGGUACUGCAAAGAGCACCUUUGGACACAUUGAAGCAGGGGCAGGCGCACUGGGUCUUCACCGGGCCAUCCUGUGCAUGUCUGCAGACACGGUCUUCUCAAACAUUUGGCUUCGCCAUCUCAAUCCCAAGAUUGAGGCCGGGUUUGAUGGAAGGCAUGUUGUGCUUGAGCAGCAGACUGGCUCUUGGCUUCAGAUCGUGGGCUCUGCUUCCCAGCUCAAGAGGAAGGCGCACGUUGCUGGUGUGAGUAGCUUUGGCUUCAGCGGAACCAAUGCCCACGUGAACCUGGUCUGUGCGCAGAAGGGGCACACCUGGAGAGAGGUUACCGGGGAGCGCUUGGCAUUCAAACGAAAAGACCAUCCAUGGGCUUUUGGUGACAAGAUACAGUCCGUCAACCUGCCUGACCUGGACAAUGGCAUCAACAACACAGUCACACUAGACCCAAAUAUGGCCUUUUCCCUCCAAUGGAAGGCAGCUGAGAUGCGGAAGCCUGAAGGGCAGAAUGGGCAGGUUCUACUUGUCUGCAACUACGAAGACAGGUUUCGGCUCGGCAGCUCACAUGGCCAUCAAGCUUGUUGGGGUUGCCCAAGCGAACUCUCAGAUGAUGAAGGCGAUGUACUGGCGCUUUCGCCUCAGACGUCGGAAGGUUUUCAGCAGCUUGCAACCAUCGUGAAUGGUGACACGGAGAUCAUUCUGCUUGCGCCGACAGGAGAAGGGCUCGUGCAAGACCGCAGAUCAGACACGGCUCUUGCCUGCUGCCUGAAGCUCCUGCAGGCAUUGAUGGACGCAAACCGGAAGCCGCGUGUGUUGGUUGUCACUUGUGGCGCCGAGCUGGUCCCAGGUGUGAAUCACGAGGUGAACCUUGCUCAUGCACCACUUCUUGGCUUCACAAGAGCUGCUGGCGUGGAAUACGAAGGCCGGCUACAGCUGUUGGACGUGCUCCCUGCCGACCUGAAUGACGUGUUUGCAAUCGCCCCCAAUUGCGUUUGGCCACGACAAGCCUGGCGGGAGAAGCAACUCUUCCAGCAUGUCCUUGUUGGCCUUGAAGGUGCACAAAGCUCGGAACAGUCUUCCCACAAGCCUUCAUCAGUGAAAUCACAAGUCCCCCGAACCCUUGUUGGCAGCACCUUUGUGGUCACUGGUGGUCUGGGCGCUCUUGGCUUUGAGGCUGUUCGAUGGCUGGCUGAGGCCGGUGUGGCGCGGAUUGUUUUGUUGGCUCGUUCGGAAGCAACUGCCGAGCGGAGGGAGGCAAUUCAGCAUCUGCAGCACAGGACGCAGGCAGAGAUCAAGCUGUGCCGCUGUGACGUCAACAGACUUUCUGAUCUGAGGGCCACCUUGCAUUCCUUGAAGACUGGACUGGGCAAGGUGGAUGGUGUGGUGCAUGCUGCUGGAAAAGCAGCGAUGAAACGUUUACGUGAGUUGACGAUUGAGGACCUUCAAGAUGCACUUCAGAACGGUGGGUCCCUUGGUGCAUGGAAUUUGCAUGAAGCGCUGCAAGGAUGGAACAUUCAACAUUUCCUAAUGUUCUCGUCUUCAGCGAUGGUCCUGCCCAUGGAAGGUCAGGCUAGCUAUGCAGCUGGAAAAGCUGGUAUGGACCAACUGGCUCAGCUUCGAAUGCAGCGCAAACUGGCCGCCACUGUCAUAGACUUUGGUCUGUGGGAGGAGGUUGGGGUUGGAAGGCACGGCUUUGGCCAGCGAUUGACACCAGGGAUGGGCAGCUUGAGCAACGAUACCGCUUUGAGGGUCCUGAGCUUCAGUUUGGAAAAGAGGCAUGUGCAGAUCCUAGCUAUGCCCAUUGAUUGGCAUAAGUUGUGGCCACAUUUGGACGAAAGCUUGCGCAGCUUGGCCUUCGCGUUUUGCCCUCGUAAAGACAAGGACAAGGCUAAGACUGAAGCUGACGCGGGCAACUCUCAUGGAAGCGUUCUUGCUGCUGCCCGAGCCGUCCUCGCUGAAGUUCUCCAUCUUGGCCAGAAUGUGGACGACGACGCCGAAUUCACAUCCCUAGGCGCGGACAGCCUCAGCAUGGCAGAGUUCACGAACAAGCUGAACGAACUGUUGGGGGGAAGUCUUCCUGCAGCACUCAAGAUCGAGUCUGUGAUGAGCAGCGGAACCAUCAGUCGCCUUGUCAAGCAUAUAACAGGUGUUGAGGCGUCAAACUCCACGGACCCUGUGGGUUACAUGCAGAUGCAGCUCCGCGAAAGAUCAACCAUCAAAAUCUUGCGACAAGGAAAUGAUGAGGAGAUGCGCAAGCGGCCCGUUAUUUUCGCGCACAGCAUCAUGGGAAAUUCAUUUCUUUACCAGGCUUUGGCUGGAUGUCUUGCUGGCGAGCAUGUGGUUGCCAUCGAUGAUCCCAACUUCAGAAAUCCAGAUGAUCACUUUAAAUCGCUGGAGGACAUGGCUUCUCACUACACGGAUCUUAUCAUGCAGAAUUUCGAGGGGCCCUACCAGGUUGCAGGCCUGUCAUUUGGCGGAGUUCUGGCAUUCGAGGUCGGCCAGCAGUUGGCUCAACGUGGCCAAGCUGCCGCGGUGGUGAUGCUUGACUCCGCGUGCCCCAGACCAGGUCACCUGAAGCUACCUGACGCUCAAACCGUGCCGCAGGAGCACGUAAUGGGCAAGUUGGAGCCCAAGAUAAAUGACCUUUACUGGGAAGAGCUCCGGAACAAUGAACGGAUCCUCAACGCCUACCAGCCACAACAUCCGAAGGAUGGCCUUCGGUUGGUACUCCUGAAAGCACGAGGCCUCGAUGGCACAAGCAAGACGCUGGCAGGCCUGGAAGACUUGCAAAACGGAUGGGGCUGGAUGAGCCCAAAGCUUGAAAUGCUCAGCGUCCCAGGCUCCCACUUCACCAUGUGUGAGCCCGGGUAUGCUCGUUGUACAGCCGCAGCAAUGCAGUUUGUCCUGCGUUCAGAGAAGCGACUCCUCCUAUCCGAUAUGGACCUUUGGUUCCAUGCAGUUCGCCACGGGGACCGUUUCUUCUAUUGCCGUCUGCUCAGAGAGCAGUCCCUGCAGACGUCUCAGAGAUGGAUCUCCGCCGACGACGACGAAGGCCUCACAGCACUGCACUUGGCAGCGCAGAACGACGACGUCUUCCUCAUCAAAAUGCUGUUGGGGAAAGGUGCAGAUCCAGGAAAACGCAGCAGCGCUGGUGAGUUGCCGCAUGACACAGCUCGCGUGGCUGAGAGCUUUCAAAGCUUCAGCUUUUUGAAUCAGGUAAGCUCCUCCGAAGACUUGGACCAUCUGCUGAACGACAACAAGAAGCAGUUGGAGAUCUUUGCCCCUCCGCUCACAGGUGUUGAAUUGCGCGGCCAUACCUGGCUUCGCACACUGCGUGACUUGAACGAGUCUGCAGCAGACAUUGUGGAGCCGGCUGCUGAUUCUACUGGCAGUCAAGCACCGCCAAUGGCCCAGCAGAUGCGCUGGUUGCAGUCACGCAGGCAAGGUCAAACGGAUUCGGAUGCGCAGGCAUGA